AUGAUAUUUUCCCUUUGGUCAUGGGGUGCGAAUUCUCAUGGCCAGCUGGGUCUUAAUGAAAUCAGUGAACAGGUUAAUGCGCCUACUAAAAUUAAUAGAGAUCUGUGGUCUAAAACAAAACAAGUUGCGUGUGGUGGUGGACAUACACUUCUUUUAGACUCGGAAGGGAAGCUUUUUGCUUGUGGAUGGAAUGCAAAAAAGCAAUUAGCCCUGGAAGACGAUGCUCACAGUUUUCAGAGGGUGUGGUGUUUGAGUGGAAUCAAGUUCACAAAUAUUGCAUGUGGCUGGGAUUUUAGUUGUGGUGUAACAGAUGAGCAAUAUCUUUUUGUAUGGGGUUCAAAUAGUCAUGGUCAGUUAGGGUUACCGACGGAACACUACUCUGGAGCAAUUAAGCCAGUAAGACUGCAGGUGAGAGCAUAUUCUGUUUCCAUGGGUUUGCGGCACACUGCUGUAAUCAAUUCUAAGGGUGAAGUUUGGGUUACUGGAUCUGGUAAACAUGGCCAGCUCGGUUUAGGUACAGAUAUUUUAAUUACAGAUAGGUUUAAGAAAGUGCCAAUGAACUCUAAAUUUACACAUUUAGUGUGUGGACAACAACAUACCUUAGCAUGGAGUUCAGAUGAGAAAGCUUUAUAUGUAUGGGGCGAUAAUAAACAUGGUCAGCUGUUAUUAAGUUCUGAAAAAUAUAAAACAAUUUUCAAGCCAGAAAAAAUUGAUAUUGAUGUAAGACAGAAUGUUAAAAAGCUUCUAAGUGGAUGGACUAAUGUACUGAUGUGGUUAGAAGAUGGACAACUUCUAGCUUGGGGUAGAAAUAGCUAUGGCCAACUGGGAACUGAUAAAGGUUCUGAAGGGAAGAUAAUUAAUAUCACAUUACCAGACAAAAGACAAGUCAAAGAUAUAGUAUUAGGUUCAGAGCAUACAGUGUGCUUAGCAACAGAUAAUACAUUGUGGGCAUGGGGUUGGAAUGAGCAUGCAAACACAGGAACAUCUUUGGGAGAUUUUAUUUUUCAUCCAACUUGCAUACCAUUGAAAUUAGAAAUCGACUCAAAAAUAACACAAAUAUAUGCUGGAGGUGCACAUAAUUUUGUAGUUUCAGAAGAGGAAUAA
Leptosia nina is the source of this 1104-nucleotide messenger RNA. Lineage: Eukaryota; Metazoa; Arthropoda; Insecta; Lepidoptera; Pieridae. The record is from the annotation of a GenBank genome assembly.